Pongo pygmaeus (Bornean orangutan) is the source of this 645-nucleotide messenger RNA. RefSeq lists its product as uncharacterized. The coding region runs from base 1 to 645 and encodes 214 amino acids. Lineage: Eukaryota; Metazoa; Chordata; Mammalia; Primates; Hominidae. The transcript has a single exon. The record is from RefSeq and is a predicted model, not a curated record.
AUGGACUCUCAGAGGCUCCGGUACUCAAAUGAGCCUCCUGGAUCCACGUCUCUUCGAUUAGCCAUCUGCAAGCUGGCAUUUCUGAGCGAGGGACUUUUCAAAACAGGCUGCUCAAGUUUCUUGGCCAAUAAUAGGCGCCGGGUUCUGUGCGGUGGGAACGAGUACCACCAACCCCAGCAGGAGACCAAGCAGAAAUCACCAUGGGAGUGCAAGCUAAGAAAGGGCAAAAGAAGAAAGAGAAGGGCAGAAAAACGAAACAAAAUGAAACCACUCAGGCAGCGACUUAUAGUCUUAAAGAGAGAAUUCCCGGAAGGGAGACAAGGCAGUUUCUUUUCCUGUGUGACAAUAAAAGACGGUAAACAAGCCUCCAGAAGCUCAUUCAGCCCCCAUAUAACUUUUUCGAGAAAGAAAAGGUGCCGUUCUUCCGAGCCCUCCGGCUUAACUACUGCUUCGGGGCUGACUGAUUUCCUACGUCUGAGAACUGCCAAAAAAUUAGCAGUAUCUGUUCUGAAGGCUGCAGGCUCUCUCCCCGCCCCCGCGGGGCGGCGCGCACUCACCCACUCGCGCCGGAGCGGACCUUUGGCUUGGCUUGUCAGGGCUUGUCCAGAAGUUCCGCUCCACUCUCCAACCGGAGUCCCCCUCUAG